This is a messenger RNA of Ruditapes philippinarum (Manila clam), 2017 nucleotides long. RefSeq names its product cell death abnormality protein 1-like. The record is from RefSeq and is a predicted model, not a curated record. The transcript has 6 exons. The annotation marks the transcript as partial. Lineage: Eukaryota; Metazoa; Mollusca; Bivalvia; Venerida; Veneridae.
UUCUCGGAACGGCAUGCACUUCGUCAACCGAAAGCACGGUAUGCGCACUUCGCAACACUGGAUGCAAAGACGGCGUGUGUGCUUGUAACCUUGGAUACAAAGGCAGUGUGACUUGCAGCUUGAUCGUUGGAACAUCAUGCACUGCACAAAACGAAGCUACAGUUUGCAGUCUAGAGAAUGCCGAAUGUAAAGAAAGUGAGUGUGCUUGUAAGCCUGGAUACUAUGGCAACACGUGUCUCAAAAUUAUUGGAAGUGAUUGUAGCGGUAGUGCUGCAUGUCCUGGCGAUGCUAAUGCAAUGUGUAAAAGUGAUAAAUGUGAAUGUAAAGAAGGCUAUGCAGAAAAGAAUGACGUUUGCACACAGAAUGUCGAUGGAAUUGAUUGCUCAAAUGCUAAAACUGCAUGUGACAAUACUGAAAAUGCCGUAUGUGACACAGACAAUGGUAAAUGUAAAUGUAAAUCUGGCUACAAGAUGGAUAUCGACAAAUGUGAAAUGGAGAAUUCUGCUGCAAUGACCGGAUAUGGGGCGAUUGUACUGGCGUUGUCACUUCUGGCAUCAUACCUUAUGCUGCUCUAAGGGAAAUCAAGUUUGUUUGUUUCGUAUGGAUUUUCUAUACUCUACACAGUCCUUCUUUGCACAUAUGAAAAAGACUUAUGUUUUGGAUUCAAUAUUAAUAAAUAAAUGUCACAUAAGUAACAAAAAUACCUUAUGUCCAUAUUUCAUAGCUCACUACGUUUUUAUUCAUUUCGAUAUAGUUUAUAGAAAACGCAUUGAUUUGAAGGUGACAUUGAAGUUAACAUCCCGAGAAAAAAAACCUUUUAAUGAGUGAUUAAUAUAUUUCCUUCCUUUUCUGUUACUCAAAAGCCUAUACAUGAUUCAUUUUAUUAUCUUGCAGUCUAGGACUGAAAUGAUAACAAAUUUUCACAAACCUGUUACAUUAUUAACUGAUAUCAACCAAUCUCCUGACAAUGAACAAAUGAAUUGUGAAGUUAUUUACUUUUCCUUUGAAUGCAUGUCGAUAUCUUCCAGCAAUAACCAUAAGUGAGCUGUGCUUCAAUUACUAUUGCAUCAUAGUUUGGGGACCUUUCUAUUGAAAAUGUGUCAAGAGUCAAAUCGUAUAUAUAUACAGGCACAGUGCGUGAAUUGGACUGCAGGUAUAAGUUACCCGCACUCCAGGGCAUGCCCAUUGAUUGGCUCAUUUUGGCUGGGGUUAACUUAUAGUGACGAAAAGGGAGAGCAUAUUAAGAUGCAUGUUCAUUGGUUAUUUUUUUCUGGGAUUUCAUAUUGUGCCACGAGGGAGAGUUUGUUUUAUGUUCGACUAUGAUUCAAAAGGGAAAGAACAUCAAAACACUCGGACAUCCGAUUAAUACUCGGGGGCUACGCCCCCUCGUACAAAUCAGAUUGCCCCGUGUUUCGAUGCUCUUUCUAUUACUUAAAACACAAGUCUUUUUAUAAGGAUAAUCAUCUUGGUUCAAUCUGAUCGUUUUAAAUUAAACUGCAAAACUAAAUCUUUCCAUUUGAAAAAAUAUUGUUUUAAAUAAUUUAGCUGUGUAACUCUCUUUUUGCUUUUGGCAUUUGAAUUUGAUACACUGAGUUAAACCCUGAAAGUCAUCAGACAUUCUAACUAUUCUACAAAAAAGUUCAAACCACAAAAUCACUUUUAGACGAUUAAGAACUAAUUUUCUGUUGCUCACAGUUUCUCUGCCGAAGAUCCCGCGUAGUGAAUUUUGUAUAUAUUAGAAUUUUAUUUAUGUUGUGUCAUUGCACAAUUAUUAUUCAUCUGGAACACUUUCAUUACCAAAAAGGAAAACUUCACUUGCCUAAUGAAUUAGCAACAUUGCAAAAAAAAUGAAAGUCAUGGAAGAUGAGCCGCUUUUCAAUAAAUCCAUGUAAAUAUUUUCUAUUUCACUCUCGUAAAAUGAAAACUUUCGGGAUGAGACAUAUAGGCUCCUGAUGAAUUCUGAGUUAAUGUUCAAUGAUUUCCUAAAAAUUGCAAAAAGGACAAAUAACCGGUUAAU